Messenger RNA from Heterostelium album PN500, 432 nucleotides. RefSeq lists its product as uncharacterized. The record is from RefSeq and is a predicted model, not a curated record. The coding region runs from base 1 to 432 and encodes 143 amino acids. Lineage: Eukaryota; Evosea; Eumycetozoa; Acytosteliales; Acytosteliaceae. The transcript is spliced from 2 exons.
AUGAGUUUAAGAUUGGAAAUAUUCGCAGAGAUCGAAUUGGUCAAUGUUAUGCCACCAACAAUUAGAUAUCUCGAUUUGGAGAAUUGUAGUUAUGAUUUCAAUAGUGUAUUCAAAGAUAGAUUGAUAUCAAUUGGAUUACCUCAUGUUAAAUCCAAACCAAGUAAACUCUAUGUGACAGCAUACAGGGCUGAUAUGAACAAAUAUGUGGAUAUUCCAUUUGGUAUUGAAACACUCUUAGUUCAACAUGUAUGGAGAUUUAGAAAAGAGAUACCUAGUUCAGUGAAAAAGUUAGUUCUUUACAAAGACAUAUUUGGUAUCGAUGAUCUUCAGAAAAGAUAUGACAUGACAGGUUCAGGUUCCAUUCAAGAAUUGGUCAUAAUCUGUGAUGAAUCAUUAUAUUCUGAUAUAUUAUUAAAUAUUACCAAAAUUUAA